AUGACGAAGAAUGGUCUUGACUUCAAUUGUGCGCUCAUCACCGGUGGCGGUGGUGGCAUCGGCCGGGCCAUGGCCGAGUAUCUCCUAUCCAAAGGCAAAAAGGUCAUCAUCUGCGGGCGGACAGAGGCGAACCUGAUCACGACGCACAAGGAGAUCAAGUGCGCAGGAUACUACGUGCUCGACACGGGCAACACCACCGCGAUACCAGACUUCAUCGCCAAGGUCACCACGGAGCACCCAGACCUCGACUGCCUCGUCAACAACGCUGGCGUCCAGCGGCCGCUCCAGGUGCUCAAGAACGACCCGGCCGAGCUCCUCGCCAAGGCCGACCAGGAGAUCGACAUCAACAUCCGCGGGCCGAUGCACCUCGCGGUGGGGCUCCUCUCGCACCUCCAGACGAAGCCUGCAGCGGUGAUCAUCAACGUCUCGAGUGUGCUGGGCUUUGUCCCCUUCUCCAUCAUCAACCCUGUCUACAACGGCACCAAGGCCUGGCUGCACUUCUGGAGCAUGGCGCUGCGCGUGCAGCUCAAGGACACCAAUGUCAAGGUCGUCGAGAUCGCACCGCCAAUGGUUGCCACCGAUCUUCACCGCGAGCGGGAGGACCCUGAUGACAACAAGAAACAUAAAGCUCCUAUGACGAUGGAGGUGGAUGAGUUUAUGAAGGAGGUGGCGGAGAAGCUGGAACGGGGUGACGAGACGUUCGCGGCUGGUAUGGGGCAGGAUAUGGUUGACCAGUGGUUUGGCACUUUUGGAGAGAGGUUUGAUCAAGCGGCAAAAGGGUGGAAAUGAACCGUAUGUGU
Cryphonectria parasitica EP155 is the source of this 800-nucleotide messenger RNA. Its product is annotated as NAD(P)-binding protein. NCBI's taxonomy places the organism in Eukaryota, Fungi, Ascomycota, Sordariomycetes, Diaporthales, Cryphonectriaceae. Gene Ontology annotation, cellular component: membrane. The coding region runs from base 1 to 789 and encodes 262 amino acids. The record is from RefSeq and is a predicted model, not a curated record. The transcript has a single exon.